AUGCUCGCUCAGGUGGAGGCGGACAGGAGGAUUAUCGCCGAUUUAGAAUCGCGAUUACCUCGAUGGGAAGGACCAAAGGAGGUCAUUCAUGGUGAUACGGCUCCGGGUGGUAUACCUGGAAGUGGGUGGUUUGGCGAGGGUGCACCACAGUAUGAGCAGAGUGUUGGGGGUCCAGCUUCUUGGCCUGAUGGGAUCAGGAGAGUCGUCCAUGCUUUGUCGGAGUAUAGAGAUAUAAGUGGCCGUCUUUUGGUCGAUACAUUGAAUCAGGUCCCUACUCUGGUCGACAUUCCAUAUCUAUCUUUCAACGCACCCAUAUCAUUUUCUUCCAUCCACACCAAUGCCCAAUCCUCCCGUUAUCGCACCCUCCGAGCGUUCGAUCUCGACAUGGUUCGAUUAUUCGAAAAGUCUCGUCGAUGGUUUCAAGGUAGAACGCAAGAGUAUGGACAUGUGCUAGAACUACAACGACUUUACAACUCUCUCACCGCUCCUUUCCCUAUGAACCUCCCUCCUUCCGGAGUGCCACCUCCAUCCCCUACUCACUUCGCAUCAAUACCGGCGGGGCCAGGUAACGCUAGAUUCACUCAUGAACUAGCCCCCGACGCCAAAUCAUCUAGCGAACCUGUUGGACGUCAUUUCACAACUUUCCGUAUCGGUACCAAGGACCGAGAAUUCACUCAAGAGGCAAGACAUAAAGGUUUGACGUACAAACUUGGUGACUAUGUUCAUGUCAUGAACCCUGAUGAUCCCAGUCGUCCAAUCGUUGGUCAAAUCUUCAAAACUUUUGUACCUACCAAAGGCAAUCGUACUCAUCAUAUCACCAUAUGCUGGUACUUCCGACCGGAACAAACUGUUCAUACGGCAGAUCGAACUUUCCACGAAAAUGAAAUCUUCAAGACUGGUCAUUUCUGUGAUCAUCCCGUCGAAGAUAUCAUCGAGAGAGUAUCAGUAUCAUUCUACGUCAAAUAUAUCAGAGGAAGACCACAAGCUCCUGAAUAUUAUCCAGGUUGGCCAAUAUAUAUUUGUGUAGCUCGAUACAACGAUCAAAAACAAAUGUCUGUGAGGAUUAAGAACUGGGCGAGUUGUAUACCGGAUGAAUUGAGACAAACGGAUUUCAUGACUGUCAUCCCUUUCGCCAGGCAAAUAGAUCCUAUAAAGGUUCCUUCUCCCUUUUUGCGCGGUAUCAAAGGUCCAGGAUUCCUGGGUGACCCUCAGGAAUCCGUCGGUGAUGAAGAUGAUGAUGAAGAUGAGGGGGAGAAUCGGCGUAUGGCUAGGGUAUCGACUCGGGAGGUACAAAAGCCUGAACAACCAGUUGUUCCAAACAUCGGGACUAAUGUCCAGGCAGGACCAUCACGUCCUACCCAAUAUAUCCCAAGCCAACCUGUUCCCACAAGACAAGUUUGGUCUGCAGCUCCUACUCCACCUUCUAACUCUACCAAAUCAUUCGUCAACCUCAUGGGCGGUCCCCAAGUCAUCGACCAUCUGGCAGUGAGAGAAUUGUUACCACCGGAAACUGCCCAAUUGUUUGAACGUGACUCUAGAGGUCAUGUCUUAUGGUUCUCAGGUCCACCACUACCUCUUGGUGCGAUACCAGUGCCCGAACAACCCUCUCACAGUAUAGAAUAUCUGGAAUAUUUAGCAAAACGACGAAGGAGGUACACCGGCAAUGCUGGCUUGUCAAAUGGCCCAGUCAACUCGGGGAACAAAGCGGGGGAUGGGGUGGAGGUGGAGGUAGAAGACCUUACGAAGAUUUGGUGGGCACAGGAUCAGACACCCGGGAAGAUAUUGGACGCUUUGCGGUCUGUUGUUGAUUCCAUAUGA
This is a messenger RNA of Tremella mesenterica DSM 1558, 1818 nucleotides long. RefSeq lists its product as uncharacterized. Gene Ontology annotation, cellular component: RSC-type complex. Bases 1 to 1818 code for a protein of 605 amino acids. NCBI's taxonomy places the organism in Eukaryota, Fungi, Basidiomycota, Tremellomycetes, Tremellales, Tremellaceae. Gene Ontology annotation, molecular function: protein binding; chromatin binding. The record is from RefSeq and is a predicted model, not a curated record. Gene Ontology annotation, biological process: chromatin remodeling. The transcript has 5 exons.